GGCCCGGCGGGCGGGGCAGCGUUUCCCGGGCUCCCUCCGCCCCGGGACGUGGCGCGCUCUAGCGCGGUUCUCCCGCGGCGCGGCGCGCGCGGGCUCCGCCUGCCCCCUGCGGCCUCCUCGGAAAGGCCCCGGCUGCAGGGGCCGCUCGGCCCCGUUGCGUGAGGAGGCCGCGAGACGGGCCUGGGCUGCUGGGGAGCCUAGGCCCCCUCCCGCGCGGGCCGGGAACCCCUGCAGCGGCCCCGCUGCCAGGCGCGGGGAAGGCCGGGCGCGCCAGCGGCUGCUCGGGGGCUGGCCCGUCAUGGCGGGGUGCGAAGAAGGCUGAGCCCGCUGGGGCGGGGUCCUCUAGGGCAACCCAUUCAUCGAAGUGUGUGAGAGAGACUGGAGCCGCUGAGGCAGCCCAGGUGUCAGGGGCUGCGAAGAAGGCUGGGCCCACUGGGGCUGGCCCCUCAUCGCGGGGUGCGAAGAAGGCCGGGCCCACCGGGGCUGCCUUUAGGGCUGGCCCCUCAUCGGGGGGUGCGAAGAAGGUUGGGCCCACCGGGGCUGCCUUUAGAGCUGGCCCCUCAUCGCGGGGUGCGAAGAAGGCUGGGCCCACCGGGGCUCCCUUUAGGGGUGGCCCCUCAUCGGGGGGUGCGAAGAAGGCUGGGCCCGCUAGGGCUUUCUCUGGGGCUGGCCCCUCAUUGCGGCAUGUGAAGAAGGCUGGGCCCACUAGAGCUUUCUCUGGGGCUGGUCCUUCAUCUCGGAGUGCGAAGAGUACUGGCGCUGGUAAUGCUGAUCCUAGCAAAACUUCCUCAUUACAAGGCACAAGAAAACCUGGGUGCGCUUGCAUUAAAGGAUGCUAACAAGUAAUCUUUCUCUUCUCAUGAAUAAGCACGUGCAAUAGACUUACAGUGAUAUAUUUGUUUUGGGUCGUACGCUGACUUGGGCAUAAUGUCCAUGGAUAUAACUUUUCUGGGAACGGGCUCAGCAUAUCCAUCUCCAACAAGAGGAGCUUCAGCUUUAGUCGUUCGUAGUGAAGGAGAAUGCUGGCUAUUUGAUUGUGGCGAGGGAACUCAAACACAAUUUAUGAAAAGCCAUCUUAAAGCAGGUAGAAUUACUAAGAUAUUCAUAACUCAUCUUCAUGGGGACCAUUUUUUUGGUCUUCCUGGUCUCCUGUGCACAAUUAGUCUUCAGAGUAGUUCUACUACAAGCAAGCAACCUGUUGAUAUCUAUGGACCAUUAGGACUACGAAACUUCAUUUGCAGAACUCUGGAACUCUCCCACUCGCAACUUCUCUUUCCAUAUGUGGUUCAUGAACUGGUACCUACACCAGAUCAGUGCCCUGCAGAAGAAUUUAAAGAACUGUCUUAUGUUGACAGAGAUGAAGUCUCUUCCAAAGAAGUGCAAGGGAGAAUGCUCCAUCUGGAUCAUGUAGAAAACUCCUACACACUGGUCAACAAUCAGCAAUUUGUUAUGAAAGCAUUUCGAUUAUUUCACCGUAUUCCUUCCUUUGGAUUUUUAGUGGAGGAGAAGCAGCGGACUGGGAAACUCAAUGCACAGAAGCUAAAAGGCCUUGGAGUUCAGCCAGGUCCUAUAUAUGGGAAACUGAAGAAUGGUGUUACGGUUGUCUUAGAAAAUGGAGUAACCAUUUCUCCUUCAGAUGUCUUGGAUGAGCCUAUUCCUGGAAGAAAAAUUUGUAUUUUAGGUGACUGUUCAGGUGUGGUUGGAGAUGGAGCAAUGAAACUCUGUUACGAAGCAGAUGUGUUAAUUCAUGAAGCCACAUUGGAUGACACCCAAAUGGACAAAGCCAAAGAGCAUGGUCAUAGCACUCCAAAAAUGGCAGCUGAGUUUGCAAAGUUGUGUAAGGUUAAGAAACUGGUUCUGACUCACUUCAGUCAGAGGUAUAAACCAGCUGGUCAGAUUGGAGAAGGAGAUAUUGAUGUCACGGAACUGAAGAGACAAGCUGAAUCAGCGUUAAAUGGUCAAGAAGUAACUUUAGCUGAGGAUUUUAUGACAAUAGAAAUUCCAGGGAAAAAGCAGAAGUAGCAUCUAGCUCGAUAAUACCACACAAAGUAGCUUGCUGUUGGAUUGUGAGUUUACAGGUAGGGCUUCAGGUAUCCAAAUUGGUUCCUCAGUUUCCAGAUGAAGAAAGAGGUUGAAUUGCUAAGGUGACAUGCUCAGUUGCUAGAGAAUGACUAAGUGCUGGAUUUACUUGCUAUAGAGUUUUAAGGCUCAACUCUGUAAGAUGCUGAGUGCCUCAGCAACUUUAAUGGCAGUUGAAGGUGUUCCACACCUAUGAGAAAUGGGCCAUUAUAGAAUGGUAUUGCUGUUAACUUGCCUAGGAAGAAGGGAGAUGGAAAAGCAGAUUACUAGUCAAACUCACUGCCUUAAGUGAAUAUGUGUGCAGCUACCUAAGCAAGGCGGGGAAAUAAACUCAUUCUUAGGUUUAUAUAAAUACAAGUAUUCAAACAUAUGGAGACAAAGCAAAGUAUUUAUUGAUCGUUUAAACACUUAGCUGCAAAUCUAAAUAACUUUAUUUUACAAGUAUAUGGAACGCCUUUAACUUAACUUUUUGGAAUUUAAGUGUUUAGGUGAUUGAUACAGGUAUUUAGCCAAACAGUCUGGAAAACUUAACUGUAUAGGCAGAAAUCUUCCGAACACUAGACACUUUUAUUAGAACUUCAGAUUCUCUCGUCUUAAGUCUUAAAAUAGAACUUUGCAUUCUUUGCCUCUUAUUUACAAUCCUUUGUAAAUCUUAGUGGCAUAUCAAAGUAGAUAUUUUUUAACUUCUCAAUCUCUCAUGAGCUUUUGUAUAAAAUAUUUUCAAUAAUUAUUUACAUGAUUUUAUGUAAAAGGAAUAUUGCAUAAACAAACUAAUAAAGUAUUGAUAACUAUGCCACA
Molecule: messenger RNA, 2877 nt
Organism: Chelonia mydas (Green sea turtle)
Lineage: Eukaryota; Metazoa; Chordata; Testudines; Cheloniidae
Gene: ELAC1
Product: elaC ribonuclease Z 1
Exons: 4
Coding region: 928-2022 (364 amino acids)
Cellular component (GO): nucleus
Molecular function (GO): 3'-tRNA processing endoribonuclease activity
Source: RefSeq, a predicted model, not a curated record